This is a messenger RNA of Penaeus indicus, 2062 nucleotides long. RefSeq lists its product as uncharacterized. The record is from RefSeq and is a predicted model, not a curated record. The coding region runs from base 236 to 1006 and encodes 256 amino acids. The transcript is spliced from 2 exons. Lineage: Eukaryota; Metazoa; Arthropoda; Malacostraca; Decapoda; Penaeidae.
GACUAUAUGGACUAGUGGUUCUCAACCUUUACAGCCUGGCGACAUGCUAAAAAUAACCCCCAGACUUCUGUGACCCCAGCAUUUUAGUACAAUGUGUUUUACAUAUUUAGUUAUCAUAUUCCAUUGAAAAUGUGUAAACUACUGUUAAUUACUGUAUAAACAUAAUUAUAUAAUCAAUAGGAAACUGGACAGCUAUCACCAACUAUAUUAGAGGGGACAGAUGCAAGAGUGAAAUAUGAACAGUAAACACACAGUCUUAAAGAAAGCAGAUGGCUUCAUUUGCUGGCUGCCCGAAAAAGGAUUUUACUCCCUUGUCCUCAGUCUUCAAGACUAUAAGCCUUUCAACAAGCUGUCAAGAACUGUCCACUUUCAUGUGUUCCUGGAUAUUCAAAAAUUAGGGAAAUUCUCUCCAAGAAAAAAUCACAUUUUGGUUCAUUCCCAUUUGGGCUCUCGUUACCCUUCAUGUGAGGCAAUUUGGUUUGGAGCCCACGACCCGCACGAGGAGACGAGCGUCUACGGGAAUGCAAGCUUCAUAGUUGACAUGAGGGAGUUUAUGCAAGAGUAUGUGAGGAAUUGCAAUAUUUAUUUUGUGGAGGUGUUGGACUUUAAGACUGCUAAUGCAUCCCGAAUUCUGAUAACACACAAAGAGUAUGCCCUUCCCUGCUAUGACCCUCUGCAAUAUGGUGGUCCUUGGUACAUUGAUCCUAGUGGUAAACACUAUUAUCUAAAGAAUGCACGGAGAUACAAUGGAUUAAGUAACAAAAGUGGACACAAGUUGGAGUUCCUGCUGGAGUUAACUGAAGAAGAGGGCGAGCGAUUAUAUCACAAAGCCGUGCCCCAGCCAGUUGGUCAUCAGGAGGCAAACUCUGGCAAACCAUACAGUUGUAAAGAUCAUGGGCCAAGCAAGACAUGUCCAUCACCUUGGAGUAAGAGAGAAGCUCAAGAAAGAAUAAGCAAAGAACUUGAGACUCUUACAGGAAAUGCAAAUAGAAGCCUGAAAUUUUAGAUAAGAAGGGUGUGAUUAAUUUCAAAGACGUACUGGCUCUGUACACAUAGCAAACAAUUACUGCACUCUGAAAGAGCAGCAGUAGCAGGAUUGACAUACAGACAAAAAAAAUUUAAUUCUUCUUUGUCUUUUUUCUUUUUAAUGUAAUAUGAUAAUUAAAGAAUUAAAAUGUUUAUUGUGGCUAAAGUUAUUAAUUUGCUUUUAGCUUGAAUUAAUAUAAUUUUUAAGGCUGCUUUUUCAUUAGUGUAAUUUUUAAUCCUGAGAGACAAUUCUCUUUUAUAUCACAAAAGGAGUAAUUGACAAUAAAUUUUAUAAUAAUUGACAUAUUGACAUAUAUUUGAUAAUGAUUGACUGCAAUUAUCUAUAUUUUUAAUUAGGCUAUGUAAAUUAUUUAGUGUUGUAAAUUCAACUGAACUAGUUGAAUCAUGUGAUAUAUAAAUAAACACAGUUAUGAAUAUGACCAAAAAAGUAAAGUUGAGAGCUGUAUGUACACAAAGGAUAAGAACUAGGAUUUUUUUAAUCAAUUUACUUUAUUUUUCCCACUAACAUAUUUUUUUUUUUUUUUUCUUUUCUUUUCUUUCAAUGAAUACAUACUUGAGAACCAUUGCUCUGUCUUAUCUUUUAAGGUUUAGUAUUAAAAGAAAUCCUAUCUGUGAUGAGCUGCAAUGCUGCCAGAGCAGUUAUGCCUUUGUUACUGAUAUCUCUCACUGUGAUUUCUAAUGUGAAAAAGUGCAAAUUAUUCAAUGACUUUUUGUAUACAUUGUCAUUGUUAUUUUUUACAAGUAGGUAGGCCUACUUUCCUUUUUUUUCUUCCAGAUUGUAAUUAGAUAUUAUUCUUUUAAAUUUCACAAAAGUGUAGAAAAAUAAGUGGCCAAACAAUUUAAUCUUAUGUAAGAAUUUUAUAGCAUGUAACAGGUGCAUAAUAUAUUUUAAAAAUUGAUAUAAGUUUUAAUUAGGUAUUGAUGACAAUAGAAAUAUACUUAGCAUAUGCAAUUAUGAUCUAAAUAUAUAUUUUGUAAAUUUAUAAGUGCAAUUGGAAUAAAAACUAAGUAAUCA